CACAUGUAGCAUCAGCAACAGGUGUUGGUAGUUCAGUGCGGCAGCCGGCACGGGUGCAAGUAACACGUAUAUCUCUGCACGUCGAGCAGCAUGCGGUUUCCAGAUGACUCGGUCUGGCUGUGCAUGCUGGGCCUGGUCGUGAUGGCAGUGACUUUGGAGGUGCCCGACUCUCCGUGCCCAGAUGCCUUCCGUUAUGAGCAAGGUGUAGCCGGCUACUGGACAGCACUAUUACAGUUGCCAGCCCCCAAUAAGCCACCCGUGAAGGUUGUCGCUGAGCUCUACCUCAAGGCAGAACUGCCUACUAAGUACCAUGGAAGCCUGCUGCUCGACCUGGGAAAGGAAGAGGUGCUGCGCCAGAUGCAGAUGGGUGUGCUCCGGGAGAUUGGCUACACAUUGUUAUUUCCAGUGCGCAGCCCACUACCAGAGGUUAAACGCAUAACUGUCAAUGAUGUUACUGUCUGUCAGGGACCACCUGUUACGGCAAACACUGUGACAACCAUAAGGGUGGAGCACACUCUAUCUGCAGAUGUAGCACCCUUAUCACCUGGCAAGGACUCUGGGAACAGGCCAUCUCCAGAAGUGAUGACACAAUCUUCUGGAGACAAUGCUUCUUUACUCAUCAAAAAUCCACCUACAGCCUCUACUGUGCCAUCUCGUGACAUAGGAUCAGUCAGUUGUGGAAGGGCCAUAGUUCCUGUUGAACUUGUUCUGAAUGGAGAAUAUACUCCAAGAGGAGAAUGGCCAUGGAUUGCAGCUUUAUUCAGAGUGACGGACAUUGGACAGAGAUUUAUUUGCAGCGGAAGUCUCCUGAAUAGAAGGACAGUCAUCACAGCUGGGCAUUGCAUCAAGUACCGUGAAAAUCCAUCACUCCCACCACAGGAUCUUGUUGUCUACCUGGGAAAGUACGAGGUGCGGCGCUUUGCAGAGCGUUACAACCAGGUUAGAGAGCCAUCAAAAAUAUAUCUCCAUCCAGAGUACAACAGCAACACCUUAAAUGCUGACAUUGCCAUAAUAAUACUGAGAGAUCCUGUUGAGUACACCCGAUACGUUGUUCCCAUUUGCCUGUGGAAUCGAGAUUCAUCACUAAGCAGUGUGGUUGGUCAAGUUGGAGUGGUUGUUGGAUGGGGCCGGGAUGAACUGGGCAACAAAGUCACUGAUUUACCACACAAGGCAAAUGUUCCUAUUGUGUCCAGAGAAGACUGCAUAAACAGCCGAAAGGAUUUUAUUUUCCUCGCCAAUGAACGGACGUUCUGUGGAGGCUUUCGAAAUGAGACAGGGCCCUGUUCAGGUGACAGUGGAGGUGGUCUCUUCCUUCCCUCUGAUGGAGAAAGUGGAAGGCAAUGGUUUCUGCGUGGAAUUGUAAGCCUCUCUCUACGUGAUCCUGAAACUGGAAGCUGUGACUUGAGGCAAUACAUUGUCUUCACAGAUGUUGCACAGUUCCGGGACUGGAUUUUGAAAAUAAUGCAGAAACAGGUAUACUGACCAUAACAGAAGUGUAAUUUACUUCUUAUGUUCAGGUGAUUCUGAAAACUAAGAGACAAUAGUGACUCUUGAUCAAAACUUCAAUGCACUUACGAUAUUAUGAAGAAGACAAAAACCAUGAUAGUGGUUACAUGCUGUGCUGUGACGUGACAACUGAUAAAAUAUAUUAGUAACUGUGGGUGAUGUGUUUAGUACUGUCUAUGUUCCAAGAAGAAUCUGAUGGCAGUAGCAGUUUCAAAGAAAGUACAUGUGCCAUACAAAGUACAAAAGUUGAUGGAACCUAUGGAUAGUACUUUGCCAUACAUGUUAAUAAACAAACCUACCGAUAAUUCUAUAAUAAUUACUUAGUGUGCACAUCUGCAGUUGAUUUACUAUAGAAAAAAAAACAUUUUUUGUGGCCAUCUAGUUACUAAUCCUUACUACAGACUAUAGAGAUGCUGCAGAACACUGAAUUCAGGAUAUAUUUGGUUAAAACCUCAUAAUAAUUACGUUACUUAAAUUUUGCUGUUGGCUGGCUGCAGGUGAUAAUUUUGAUGAACAAAAGUUUGAGAAUUUUAGUACAAGCAAAUACAUGUUUGUAAACUGUUUUUUACUGAGAUUCAUUUUGUACCUACCAGAAAUCAAAUAAAAAUACUGAUAUCUGUGCGCCAGAAAUGCAGAAAAUAGAACGAAAAGACUGCAGUAAAUCCAGUCAUGAUAUCAUAAAGCAGGAAAUUUUUCAUAUGUCAUAGCAUACCCAUUAAACCUGAUUAAUUUUGUUUUAGAAUCUAUAAUUAGUUACAAAUAUGACUACACAAACUGUAAUUAAGUAGUUUUCUAAAAAUCUUGAUAUUAAGGAAACCUUCCACCUUAAAGGGUAGAUGUUCAGCACAGAGGAUGGAUGCCAAACAAGAGGUUGGCGAUUCUUCCUAAGCUCAAGUAUGUUAGAUGUGGUGGACAGAUGGAUAUAAAAUUGUUGAGUGCUAAACAGUGUGGUCUUCAGUCUUCUGUUUCAAGAUUGUGGUACUCUUGUUUAAACAGAAAACAAAGGUCAUUUAGCUCCAGUAAAAUUAAUAAAAACUUUCACUACAUUCUCCAGUACAUCUGUUCAUACCAUUGUCCUGUUAAUAGUAUCAAAAAGACAGUUGAUAGAAGAAAAAUGGUUGGUUGAUCACAAUACUAAUAGGGUGCACCAACCACCCAUUAUAAUCUUUGACAAGUGGAAUUGGGCCUUGCUACCACACAAACUGUCAUCAGUUUUCUUUCUAUGUGGACAUGGGAGUGGCUGGGAUAUGGAGAAACAAAGCGUAGGAAGACAAACUGAGCGAGAGACAACAACUAGUAGGAAACGAGUGCAAAGAGGGCUUGGAAUUGGAGAAAAGCAAAAAACUUCAACUGUUCUUCAGAAAUACUGGCUACUUUCUUCAGAUAGGAGAAUAUAUACUCCUCAGGAAAGCAGACAAAAAAGCCGUUUAAUCAUAAAAAAAUUUAUUAAUUCAUAUGUUAUAUUCUCGUAUGAACAGAAGAAAAUAAUUCUCCAUGUCUCUUUUCAAUAUUUUGCUGAAAACAGAUAUUCAUCUUACAAAGGAAUUUUUCACAUAGAUAUUCUCAACCGGUUUAUAUAAAGUUUACUACCUUGCUCCAGUCCUCUCCUGAUUUCUAGCCUCAUGAGUCCCUUUAAGUCCCUUUGCACUCAUUGCAGGGGUAAGUUUUGCUUUUUAGCAUGGUCAUCGAGUUAGAAGCCUUGCACUAAUAAGUCUUUUGUGGACUGUGAAGGUACAAACAUUGACUCCAAAGUUCUCCACGGCCUUCUUCAAAUCUUACCUGGUAGCUCUUCUGUGAUUUUUCACCGUCUAGACAAAUUUGCAUUGAGUUCUAGCGGACAGUUUGCGGUUGCAUACACAGUUCCCUCAACAUGCAGGGCUAAAAUUAUGGCCAUCUUUCAAUGACUGUCAAAUGCAGCUUGCAGAUUUUUGUGAAAUUUGUAAUCUGUUUACUGUGUCUCACUGUGAAUACUGGUUUUCUUUGAGUAACAGUUUUAUAGAAGCAACUUUUCUUGGUGACCGAUGAUUUUUCCAACCCAUAAACAACAAAUAUUUGACAAACAUAAGAAUUGUUGAUAAUAAUGAAAAUGCAAGUAGAAAUACUCAUAAAUUAUUGUUUGAUGGUACACUAAACAUAAAACAUACCUUAGGUAUGAGUCGGCCGAAUUAAACUGCAACCAACACAGCUGCAACCAUGCCAUCUCUGUCCCAACAACAACAAUUGAGAGCUUAGGAAGUGCUGCCAACAUUGAUACUGGCAUAGUACUGCCAAUAGGAAAGGUAAAUGUUGCCAGGCAGAUGUAAUUGAGUGAAUUCCAGUAUCACAUGACUGAAUAAUUCCAGAAUGAGAGAAACUAGAAAAUAUCAAACUUUUCAUUUUGAGACUAAAUUUUCACACCUCUGUACACAGAGGAAGGUGUACAUGGCCUACACAAUACUGAAUAUUGUUGUAACAGCGACCAGAACAGUCACGGGGUUGAAGUAACAGAAAAAUGUGGCGGGACCUGCAGAGCGGCCCGCGAGCAACAACACAACACAGAGGACGGACACGACCAACAAAGGACCUUACGACAACAACAAGAACGAGACAAUAGAGUAAAGAAAACCUAACUAGACAACCAUGUCCAUUCGUAAACAAAACACGAAAGUAAAUACAGUGUCUAAGGCGAGGCGAUAUGUCAAGAGAUGUACACAAUGUUAGACUGACUGGCUGAGCGAGAGGCACGCACUUAAGUACUCUGUCAGGGACGCCGCUAUUGGCCGCUGCAACCACAUGUUACACUGUGAUGCCCUCACACUAAAUGCAGGCCAGGAGAGACGCCCGCUGCCACAGCUUAUGGUGCGAUGGUGCAGAGACCCCUAGGGGUCUUCGAUGUCCGUGACAUCUGGCAGGGAUUCCAAUUCCGCGGUGCGUGGUACCAGAAAUAUAUUACCUGACUGCUUUCACAAGUAUGGUUAUACUUGUAUACCUUUAAAGAAGAUGGUGAUAUGACUGAAACAAUUAGUGCGUUCCUAGAACAAGGUUUUGGAAAUGGUUUUAGACAAGUGUAUGAUGUGUGGCAAUGGAUUGUGAAUGAUGACUGUAUAAUGAUGAACAAGAAUAUUUAAUAAUUUGGAUGGUUGCUGAAAUAGCAUCAUUGUAAAAGUAGAUAUUUAGUCAGAGAUUUUCACAGUUACUAUCCCUUCUCAACCAGAAUUCUGCUAGGAACAGUUUGUGUGACCUUCUUACACACACACACUAACAAUCGCCGCCUCCAAUGAGGGCUUCUGUCAUUGAACACUACCUCCGCCAGCAUCGAGCUAAAUAAAACAUACUACCUCGUCCUAUAUAAAAUUAACCAUUUGCCUACGACCACAAGUUGUGGGUUGCUCAGUACUAAAAGUUUUCUGUUUCUAUAAAUUUUUCACAAACUGUAUUGACCACUCCUGGGAUUGGCAAAAGAAUGUGGAAAGUAUCAAGUCUCUGUUUAACUGCCUGGUUUGUGAGGUGUAUGAAUGCUAUAAAUUUUUAUGAAAAGAAUUUGAAGGAUUCAUAAAGACUCAACAAACAAUUACUGAGCAGAGACCAGCAUGCAAUAAUAAGCCUAGUAUAACAAAGUUUGGUAAUGUCUCAAAUGUUGCCAGUGUUCAACUGUUUUGGCUCAACAUCCAUCCACCUCAUCAGUGCACAACACAAUUGUGGAGGAGCACUGAAUUUUCACUCAAGCAUGGGGUUCAAAUAUCUGUUCUGCAAUCUAAACUUAAGUUUUACAUAGUUUCCAUAACUAUUUCUUCCAGAUGUGACACAAGACUCCUGUAAUAUUUGAGGCUAUACUACCAAUACAGGGCUUCUGUUUGGUUGUUUAAAGCUAGCUGGGAGCUUAAAGUACCCUCUUCUAUAUGCUGGACUUUUUUGGAGCAUGCAGUACCAUACAACAAUUAAAGAGCAGCCUGCAAAUGCUUCUGGAAGGUGGAGGUGACAAUUUGUUAUUUUUCAUGGUGUUUUACAACAGAUAAUGUGAGCAACAGUAAUAUUUCAAAGUUUUAAACUGCUUCCUGCAGCUUAUUCGUACGUUGUAUUGCUUCUUUGACUGUGGGUGUACAUCUUUUUUUUUCACAAUAACUACCAAUUUUCAAUUGACCUGCCUACAAUUAAUUUGUCCUUCCAUAUCAGACAAUGUUUGGCAUUUCUAACUACUGAAUGCAGAAGUCAAAGCAGUUCUUGUACAAAAUUUUGGGUGUAUUAACACAACUGAAAAAUUAAACUUGUACAGCGUAUAAGUUGCUAUAACUGAUACAAGACUGAGGGCAGCAUGGUCUCUGCCACAUCAUUCAAAUGUAAUCACAAUAAUGCCUUUACAUAUCAUGCCAUUAUUACAAAAAUGUUUUACUGAAAUUACAGUUAAAACUUCAUAGGUUUACAGAAAUUCACUUUGACAUAAACAAUGCCAUGUCAUGAAGUGUGUAUUCUAAUGAAUAUGUUACAAAAUAUGCUAAAAAUAUUAUAUGAAAUUACUUCAAACUAAAACUAUUAACAUUGAUUUAUUUGAUAUUUAAAUUAUGGUAAAUUACGGUAAACUGCAUGAUGCUAAUAUAAUUUUUAAAUUGUUACAUAACAUCAGUUUUCCACAAUCAGCUGCUUUGCAGUGGAAAUCUGUUUUGCUUCAAUACCGAAAAUAGUUACAUGUUGAUAAUACUAGGCUUAUUUUGUAUUCAGAUAUUUAUACAAAUACACUGACUGUGAUAUUAUAAACUAUUUAAAUCUGAGAUCUGAAACAAAGUUGAAAUAAGUUUAAUUAGUGUUCACAAAAUGUAAGUGAUAUUGGUAUUGUAAUCUAUAUUAGAUGUUGUAUGUGACCUUCGUAUCAAGUUCUACAGUUGAUGAGUUAUCGCAUGGUUCUGUUUGUGUCAUAUCCUACUCUGAUGCAUUAUGUACACCCAUUCAGCCCCCUCCCCCACCUCCCCUCCUCCAGAGAAUUGUGCAUAAAACUUAUGCAUAAGUCUCUGCCAGGACAUGUCUGGAGCAGAAUAGGAAGUGUAUUACAAAACUGAAAAUUGCCAUUGUUUGUUAUUAUUUACCUGAAAAUAUUUAACGACAUAUAAAUUUCUGUAUGAACAUUAUUGAUAAAGUGACAAAUUCAUAAACUACAAUAUAAAAAUUUUGUUACAUACUGGGCAGACAAAAUUAAACUGUAUAUAUAUAUUUAUUAUAAAAAUUUAACUUUAGUUUCUUCAAACUACAUUUAACAAGGUAAAAGUCUUGAUUUCAUUAAUUCAAAUUUGUUUUCAUUCUGUGUAUAAAUUAUCCUGUAUUGCUUUUGUGCACAAUAUUUUUUUU
Messenger RNA from Schistocerca gregaria, 6822 nucleotides. RefSeq names its product serine protease gd-like. Gene Ontology annotation, biological process: proteolysis. Gene Ontology annotation, molecular function: serine-type endopeptidase activity. The transcript has 9 exons. NCBI's taxonomy places the organism in Eukaryota, Metazoa, Arthropoda, Insecta, Orthoptera, Acrididae. The record is from RefSeq and is a predicted model, not a curated record. Bases 91 to 1482 code for a protein of 463 amino acids.